CUCUGGAUGAUCAGGUGAUGUGAAGAACCUGUUCUGCUGGUUUGUCAUCCUUCCUCUCUGAUGCUCUCGUCUGCGCCUUAUGGCCUACGUCACCCUAAUGUGGGCGCUAACUAGAAUGUUCCAGAACGAUCUAGAGGACCACGGUUUAGUAUAAAACAACCAACAGUACCGUCAAAUGACCAGAAGAAGCCUGAAACGAUCAACAAGACUGAGAAAACCGACAAAUCUAUCCCCAUACUCCCAUACUCAUCCACGGCUUACGGUGCCGCCAUGCAGGCCACCAUGCAGGCUGCCUACCCCAACCAUGGCAGGACAGCCCUAACCCUGGGCAUCGAGACGGACGGAGGAGUCAGGACGCCCCUGAUCAUACGGGGCACCAUCAUCCCCACCAAACAGACUCAGACCUUCAGCACAGGCACCGACAACCAGCUCGGGGUCCUGAUCCAGGUCUUUGAAGGAGAAAGAGCCAUGACCAAGGACAACCACCUGCUGGGCGAGUUUGAGCUGUCGGGAAUCCCGCCCGCUCCGAGAGGGGUACCUCAAAUCGAGGUGACCUUCGACAUCGACUCAGACGGCAUUCUGAACGUGUCUGCUGUGGACAAGAGCACGGGAAAACAAAUCACCAUCACCAACAAGGGCCCCCUGAGCAAGGGCUGCCUGAGCAAGGAAGACAUCGAGAGGAUGGUGCAGGAAGCAGAAGAAUACAAGGUAGAAGACGAGCAACAGAGGGAGAACAUAGCGGCCAAGAACGCCCUGGAGUCCUACGCCUUCAACAUGAAGAGCAGCCUGCGGGAAGACAACCUGAAGGACAGAGUGAGUGAGGAGGACAGGAAGAAGGUGGAGGAGAAGUGUGAGCAGGCCAUCCUCUGGAUGGAGAACAACCAGCUAGCGGAGAAAGAGGAGUACCAACACCAGCUGAAGGAGUUGGAGAAGCUGUGUAACCCCAUCAUCCCCAUGAUGAUAAACUUUGCACUUUUGAAUAUUCAAUCCCUCUCUGGUGGUAAAAUCGCUAUUUUGAAAGGUUUGAUUUCUGAAAAAAAUAUUAGCUUUAUGUUUUUAACUGAAACCUGGCUUAAUGACGAUACUGCUGACAAUCGGUUGAGGGAGUCUUGUCCAAAUGGUUUCACCUUUCAUCACGGCAAUAGAGUUAGAAAUAGAGUUAGAAAACAGGGUGGGGUCGCCGUUAUUUAUUCUGAGAGAUAUUCAGUAUCGGAGCAAUUUGACGUUGGUGUUUUUCCAUCGUUUGAAUAUGUAGCAUUGAGGAUCAAACAGCCUGAAGGCCUACUUACUGUGACUGUCUAUCGGCCGCCCAAUAAUCCAGUAACACCAUUUUAUUCUCAGUUUAGACAAAUGUUGAACAUGAUAUGUUCCAACGAUGAUAAAAUAAUUAUAGUUGGGGAUUUUAAUAUCCCUGUCCAAACAAAACCUUUCCUGAAUCUUUUUAAUGAUCAAAAUUUUCGUCAGCAUGUGAAAGAACCCACCCACAAUGCAGGAAGUACACUGGAUUUAGUUUUUACCAGGGGUAUUGAUGUAAGAAUUACAUCCAUUGACCCCUUCCCUCCUUCUGAUCAUCAUUGCAUCCAUUUUACCACCAUCCAAAUACCCUCUCCCUCCACUCACCACUGGCUAAGGAGAUGACCUUGCUCGUCGUAUCCAAAAAUUAAGUUUGCAAAAGGAGAAUAGUGUCUAUUAGAUAAGUACACCCCCCAUAUAUAUAUAUAUAUAUAUAAUUGUAUUGUGUGAAGUCCUUAUUUUUGCCAUCAUUAGUUCAAUGGUCAUUCUUCUUGUUAUUUGUUUCAUCUUAAAGUUGAAAUUGUGCUCCACUUAUCUUACACAGGCAUAAUGUAAUGCAUGAAGUACCUCAUCUUCGCCACAGGGUGGCUAUGACCCAUUGGUGCACUUUCUGUCCGGUGAAAUAGAGCAGUGUUCACUGUUCAGACAUGGCGUCAUUAACAAAUGUGUCGCAAUGUCUGUGUAUGUUUACAGGUAAGCAAGAAAUAAGAGUAAUAAAUGUACAUAAGAAUCAGCUUGGGAAGGAUACAGAUAUGUGGGGAAGUGUUGGCUGGUUACCUCUGCCGUGAAUGUUGUAUUAAAGGGUCGCAAUGCCGUCAUAAGCAACUUCUUAGAUUGCAGCUAAACUAAUCUUCUCCCGGUGCUAUUAGGGUCCGGUGGAAGUACAUUUAUGUUUGUUUACUUUGUUUACCAAGGCUAAGAACUGAUUAUCAGGAGCCACAAUGUAGGCUACUUUUCUUUUAUGUAUUUCCAUACCAACAGUCCACCAUGUGCAUUAAUAUGUUUUUUUGUCAACUGUUUAAUAAUUAGUUAGGAUGUAAACAGACAUAGUAAAACCUACACAUGUUGUUGUAGAGCAGUGUUGAGACAUGGCGGACAGAACGUCAUUGACAAAUGUGUCGCAAUGUCUGUUCUGUAUGUUUACAGAACCCAAUAAAAAAACUAUUCUUCAAGUCA
Molecule: messenger RNA, 2469 nt
Organism: Gadus morhua (Atlantic cod)
Lineage: Eukaryota; Metazoa; Chordata; Actinopteri; Gadiformes; Gadidae
Product: chaperone protein dnaK2-like
Exons: 2
Coding region: 271-1638 (455 amino acids)
Molecular function (GO): ATP binding; ATP-dependent protein folding chaperone; catalytic activity
Source: RefSeq, a predicted model, not a curated record